This is a messenger RNA of Coccomyxa subellipsoidea C-169, 2469 nucleotides long. Its product is annotated as phosphatidylinositol 3-kinase. Lineage: Eukaryota; Viridiplantae; Chlorophyta; Trebouxiophyceae; Coccomyxaceae. The coding region runs from base 1 to 2469 and encodes 822 amino acids. The record is from RefSeq and is a predicted model, not a curated record. The transcript has 15 exons. Gene Ontology annotation, biological process: phosphatidylinositol-3-phosphate biosynthetic process; phosphatidylinositol-mediated signaling; endocytosis. Gene Ontology annotation, cellular component: phosphatidylinositol 3-kinase complex, class III, type I; phagophore assembly site; membrane. Gene Ontology annotation, molecular function: 1-phosphatidylinositol-3-kinase activity.
AUGGUGCAAGAUCGGGCGAAAGGGGAGGCUUUUGUUUUCUACUUGAGUUGUGACAUCUCUUCGCAGGUGCACGUUCGUGUAGAUCACCUUGUGGGGCAGUUGCGAGACAAAGGCAAACACAAUAUUGGACAGGGAGGAGGUGGAGGAUCCCUUGAUGAGGGGGUCGCCCCGGCAUUCUAUGUAGUCGGGCAGCUUUGUGCCUUUGGUGAGGUACUUGGGUUGCCAGCUCGCGCACCCAUCGCACAGGCCAGGUCUGACGGAUGCAGCUGGGGCUCUAUUCUCUCCUUCCCCUUGAAGUACUGCGACCUGGCGCAGGAUGCGCAGUUGGCGCUGACAGUGUGGCAGAUCCAAGAGGGCCAGCCGCAGACGCCGCUGGGGGGAGCCACCUUGCGGCUGUUCAGCAAGAAGGGGCGGCUGAAGAGCGGGCAGCAGGAGCUGUGUCUGUGGGCUGGCCGAGAGGCUGACAUGGCCUGGCCAUCUGCCACACCCGCCAAGCUGCCUGUGGCCCAGCGUGGCGAGCAGGGGCGGCUGGAGCAGCUUAUGAAAAGGUACAACCGAAGGGAGAUUGCGCCAGUGGAAUGGCUGGACCAUCUGACGCUGCAGCGGAUACAGCAGUACCGGGGACAGGAGGAGAAGGAUGGGCAGAGCGGGCGCCUUGUGCUGCAGGUGGAGUUGCCCACCUUCCCUCAUGCGGUUGUGUACCAGCAGGCUGCGACUGCGCCGGCCACCCCGGCCGACCUGGCCGGCACCACAAGCGAUCGCAGCGGGCCUAACCUGCAAAUCAUCUCAGACCCAGAGGUGGGCCGCGAGAACCCCUCAGAGCUGAAGGCGGCCAAGCUGGCGCGCAGCAUGGCCCGCGGCGUGGAGGACAGGGACCUCAAGCCCAACACAAAGGAGCGGCAGCAGAUCGAGGCCGUCAUUGUGGCUCCCCCCAACAGGCCGCUGACGGCGGAGGAGCGGGCGCUGGUGUGGCGGUUCCGGUGGAGCCUGACGGGAGAGCCGCGCGCGCUCACCAAGGUCCUGCGCUGCGUCGACUGGGGCGACGCACGCGAGGCACGCUCCGCCGGCGACCUCAUCGCCCGCUGGGCCCCCAUCGGCCUCGCCGACGCCCUCGAGCUCCUCUCCCCCGCCUUCUCCAACCCCGAGGUGCGUGCGCAUGCGGUGGAGGUGCUGAAGCGCACGGAGAAUGAGGAGCUGCUGUACUACCUGCUGCAGCUGGUGCAGGCGCUGCGCUACGAGGCGGGCGAUGACUCGCGCCUGGCCUCCUUCCUGGUGCAGCGCGCCAUCUCCGACCCCACCCUUGCCAUUUCCCUCCACUGGUACCUGUAUGUGGAGUGGGAGGAUCCGGUGUUUGGCCCGCGGGCGGCGUCGGUGCACAAGCGGCUGCAGGAGGGGCUGACCUCCAGCGAGGACGCUUCACACUCCAUGGCCGCCAUCUCCGCCCAGAUGGGCCUCGUCGCCCAGCUGCGCCACAUCGCCAACGAGCUCAAGGGCACGGCGGCGAAGAAGGCGGAGCAGCUGCGGCGGAUGGUGGGCGAGUACGGGCAGUGCGGCGAGCUGGCCUACCUAAAAUGCCCCCUGCCGCUGGACCCGGGCGUGCUCCUUACGGGCAUCCUGUCCGAGGAGUGCUCCGUCUUCAAAUCCGCCCUCGCCCCCCUGCGCCUCACCUUUCGAACUGCCGCUUUGAAGGAGGGCCGCUACCAGGUCAUCUACAAGAAGGGGGACGACCUGCGGCAGGAUCAGCUGGUGGUGCAGAUAUUCUCGCUCAUGGACCGCCUGCUCAAGCGCGAAAAUCUCGACCUGCGGCUCACGCCAUACAGGGUGUUGCCCACCUCAGCGGAGGAUGGAUUGAUAGAGUGCGUGCCCUCCAUGGCCCUUGCGCGCGUUAUAGCAGAGCACAAGUCCAUCCACCGCUACUGGGCCCUCUACAAUGCAGAUCCCUCAGGGCCGUAUGGGCUGAAGGCGGAGGUGCUGGACACGUUUGUGAAGAGCUGCGCGGGUUACUGCGUGAUGACGUACAUCCUGGGCGUGGGCGACCGCCACAACGACAACCUCAUGCUCACGCCCGACGGCCGCCUCUUUCACAUCGACUUCGGCUUCAUCAUGGGGCGCGAUCCAAAGCCGUGGCCGCCGCCGUUCAAGCUGAGCCGGGAGAUGGUGGAGGCAAUGGGGGGUGCGGAGAGCGAGCUGUACCGGGCAUUCUGCGCGCACGCCUGCGAGGCCUACAACAUCCUGCGCAAGAGCGCCGGCCUCAUCCUCUCCCUCUUCCACCUUAUGGCCGGCGCCGCCAUCCCAGACAUCCGCUCCGACCCUGAGAAAGCCAUGCUCAAGCUACAGGAGAAGCUGCGGCUGGGGGAGGAUGACGAGGUGGCCAUAGAGUGGAUGCAGCAGCUGAUUAGCGACAGUUCCAGCAACGCCAUGGCCGGAUUCAUGGAGGCCACCCACCGCAUCGCCCAGGCCCUGCGAUAA